Molecule: messenger RNA, 612 nt
Organism: Arabis nemorensis
Lineage: Eukaryota; Viridiplantae; Streptophyta; Magnoliopsida; Brassicales; Brassicaceae
Source: the annotation of a GenBank genome assembly
AUGGAAGACGACUCUUUUCAUUGUGAAUAUUGCAAUGGUGAACUUGUUGUGGAAUCUAACAAGCUAACUUCCGAAGAAGUAGUAGAUAGAGGUGACAAUGCAAAGAGAACGCAGCGGGGGAAAAAGAAAGAUUUGCUUCAGAAUUUUGAGGUUCAAACGAAACCUCUGAUGAAUCAAAUAAAUAGAGUAAAAGACCUACCGGUUCCUAAGUUGGAAUCUUUUCCUGAAUGGGAAGCUCGUGCAGCUAAGGCUGCUCGUGAAAUUCGUGAUCUUAACCCGAAUCAAUGCUGGUUGAGGUUAACCUUGGUGACGGAACAGAACAUGUCAAUUGAGGUUAACCUUGGUGACGGAACAGAACAUGUCAAACAUGAAGGUGGAGAUUCUAGUCGGAAAGUCAUGCCUCAAUGGAUGAUCACGGAAGGAAUGAAUUUGACCGAUGAACAAAGAGGACUGAUUAGACAUGAAGCAAAGGACGAGUAUCUCAGAGCUUACGCCGCCGCCGUUCGACUGAAGCAGCAAGAGCUAGCUGAAAGGCUGAAUCAGCAAGAACCCGAAGGCGAAUUAACCCCUCAAGACAUUCAGUCGGCUUCUACAUCAUCCUCAGAUCGUUAG